AUUUUGUUGUGUGCAUUCCUAUGAUGUGAUUAUGCUGUUUCUCACCAUGAAUGGUUAUUUUUACACAUAAUAAAGCAGGCUAGUAUAUUCACAUGCAUUAUAGCUAGAACAAUCCAUUGCUUUAAAAAUGUAAUUGUUACCUGGUUUUUAUAUUUAGUGUUCAACAAAAAUUUAUUUAGUGUUCAAAAAAAAUAUGCAGGAGCCAAUGUAGACUGUAAAAUGAGGGAGAAGCUUAGCUUUACUGUGGAGUCUGAGCUGGGUGUAACCUAACUAGCUAGAGGAUAUGCAAUUCCUGAUUGACAGCAGGACCAGCAUUAUGCAGAUUUUGUAAGGGAGAACACUCAGCUCAGAAACAGUGAUUAGAGCUCUGUUAGGAAUCACUACAUUCACCACUCAUAUCUUUUAGUUUUCGGUCUACUGAAUUUGUAAACAAAUGGAACAAAACCGUUUCUUUUUUGUUUUUAUUAAAGUGAUACUGCAGUGCAGUUUCAGUCUGACAGGCAUACAUGUGUGAAAAUUUGAUAUUCUCACUAAAUUAGUUAAUUUUUAGCUGUGUUCAUGCUUAUCUUUAGACCUUUGUGCAUUAAAUUCUAUCUGGAGCUGUUCUCUUUAUACACAAGUGUGUUUUGCUUGUGCCUUCCUGUCUUCUUCAGUGAGAAGCUUUAUGUAGGUCAGGCUUGGCUUAAGCAGAUUUCCUGAACCUGCGUCAGCUUAAGCUGGAGGAAUUUUAAUAAACCCUCCCCUGUAGGCGUGGGCCUAAAUGAGGCUAGCCUAGUUAAGCCUGAUCUUUUUCUGUUUGUGAAAAGAGCUGAGCAGAGCUGAAGGCUGCAUGGUGGUUUCAGAAACUGCCUACUUAAUUUGAAAAGAACAAUGGUAGGAAAGGCUAGAUCUUCCAAUUUUACUUUAUCUGAAAAGCUUGAUUUGCUAAAGCUUGUGAAGCCAUAUGUGAAAAUUCUCGAAGAACACACUAAUAAACAUUCAGUCAUAGUGGAAAAGAAUAGAUGUUGGGAUAUCAUAGCAGUUAACUAUAAUGCAAUUGGAGUAGAUCGCCCUCCUCGAACAGCGCAGGGCCUACGCACCCUUUACAAAAGGCUCAAAGAAUAUGCCAAACAGGAGCUAUUGCAGCAAAAAGAGGCCCAAUCAGAUUUUAAAAGCAAUAUUUCUGAGCCAACCAAGAAAGUUAUGGAGAUGAUUCCCCAGAUUUCCAGUUUUUGCCUGGUAAGAGACAGGAACCACAUACAAAGUGCGAACUUGGAUGAACCUGCACAAGCCGGUACCAGUUCACUACAGGUAAUGUUGGAUCACCAUCCUGUUGCUAUUACAGUGGAGGUGAAGCAAGAAGAAGACAUUAAACCACCUCCUCCACUGGUUUUAAAUCCUCAACACAGCGAUGUUUUAGAGCAAAGAGAAGAACAUGAAUUAGUACAUGUUAUGGAAAGAUCUUUGUCACCAUCACUUUCCUCUGUUGAUAUGAGAAUGACAUCAUCUCCAACUUCUACUCCAAGGAGAGAUGAUUUUUUUCGGCAUGAAAGUGGAGAACAUUUUAGGUCUCUAUUAGGGUACGAUCCUCAGAUCCUGCAAAUGUUGAAAGCAGAGCAUCAGAUAAUUUUAGAAAAUCAAAGAAAUUUUGGAUUAUAUGUUCAGGAGAAGAGGGAUGGAUUGAAAAGAAGGCAGCAGCUAGAGGAAGAGCUACUGAGAGCAAAAAUUGAAGUGGAGAAGCUGAAAGCAAUUCGCUUACGGCAUGAUCUACCUGAUUAUAAUAAUCUUUGAGGUCUUUUUAAGUUUUUCAAUUUGAUUAUUUAAAUUUUGUCCAAAAUUACUUUGGGAAUAUUCUGAAGCAAAUAGAUGUAUGGAAAAUGUUGUUAAUAUCUAUUAUGGAAAAACUUUGACAUGAUUUUCUUUUUUUGCGGGGGGGGGCAUGGUUUCCUAAUUAUUUGACUUUCUUUUUGGAUAUCAAAACUUACUGAUGUGUUGAUUGGUAAUAUUUUUCCUCCAAUUUAUUUUUAGUUAUUGCCCUUAUAGAUGGCCUUUUAUUUUAAUCAUUAAAAUAUAUACAAAUAUGUAUAUAUAAACAUAUUCUCUCAAAGUUCUGUCUUCAGCACUUUGGGUUAGAAGUUUGAAACAUAUAGUUAAAGGUUUUAAAGUCAGUCCAAUUUAGAAACUAUACUGACUCAAUAACAAGAAGCUUUUCUCUGUGGCUGCAGAUGCAGCUUGGUGGUAGAGCACUUACUUUGAGAUGUACAAAGCCCUGGGUUUGAUCCCAGUACCACAAUCACCACCACCACCACAAAAAAACCUUAUCUGUAUGACACUGUAGUUUUUUUUUUUUAACUAGAGGUUUAUUUAUAGUUAUACACAGUAGUUGGAUUAAUCCUGACACACUCUUACAUGCAUGGAAAUUGUUUUCAGUUCAUGAUUCUCCCCGUUUUCUUUCCCAUCUUCUUCCCCUCUCCCAUUCUUCUUCCUCUACUAGAUUUCCUUUUGCUCAUGUAUUAAUUCAUAUUUGAUUGGCUCUUUAUAUUCUAUCCUCCCCUCCCACUUUCCUUUGUUUUAUUUUAGCUUCUGCAUAUGAAAGAAAAUGUUUGUUGAAUUUCUGAGUUUGGCUAAUUUCACAUAGCAUGAUAUUCUCCAUUUCCAUCCAUUUACUGGCAAAUGCCAUAAUUUCAUUAUGACACUAUUUUUUAUGUUUUCAUCUUUUGAAGGAGUAAGUCUUAGAUUUUAGAGAUGGAAAACAUUUGGAAAAUACUUUUUUCCUCCUCUUUAAUUUAGAGGUAAUGAAAUAGGUCCCAGGUCCAAGGAGAACUCAGUGACUUACUGCGGUAACAAAGCUUCAGCAGUGCAAGGACCAGUAUUCAUUUUUCUUUUCUCCUCCCCUCCUCCCAAUUUAUUCUAUACAAGUAAAAAUCUGCUAAAAUAUCCUCCAGAUUUCUAGAUUUAAAAUUUUGAAGAAUUUAUUUAAUUAAAGCUACUUUUAAGACUUGGAAUGUAGUUUAGUGGUAGAGUGUUUGACUAGCAUGCAUGAGGCCCUAGGUUCAAUCUGCAAGACCACAAACAACAGCAGCAACAAAAGAUUACGGUUAACAAUUGUUAGGUUAAAACCAAGGGAAUCAUAACCCUUUCUCUUUUUUGUUCUAUAAAUUGAGAUCUGAUAUCAUACUGAAGUUGUAUUUUGACUGUGUGAUUGAAAGUUCUUUCCUAUUUCAUUUUCCUGAAAUAGGUUUCUUUAAAAGUAAAAAUCAGUGAAAAAUGAAAAUUUUACUUUGAAAAUAGCAAAAUAUCUUAUGUUUAUAAUUUAAUGAGAUAGCCUUGUUUCAGGUAAACAUUGCUAUUUUAGUAUUUGUGGAAAUAAAACCUUGAUUUUUUAAAGAACACAUUAAACUUUUGUUAAAUUUUUAAUAUGUGUUUUACUUAAGAAUAUCUAUUUGGCUGGGAUUUUGUUGAGAAAGAAUUUUAAAUCAAGCUUGAGAAUGGGCAACUAGAAUUUCAGCAAUACAGGGAGAAAGGGUGUUUGAAGUCAGAGUGAGCUCUCGAAAAAAGGAAUGGAGAGUGGGAAAAAAAUGAUCAGGAUGUGCAAGCAAAAAUGCAAUGCUAAGCCAGGUGCUUUAAAGUGAAAUUACAGAGACCCAAUUCAGACUCUGGUAACCUAGACUAGGACACCUCUUUGGAGCUUCUGUUUAACUUGAGUAGAAUUUUACUUGCAGGAGUAAACCAGAAACCUGCAGUAUACAUAAUAUUUUUCAAUUUUAAAAUAUUCACAAAUAAUUCAAAAUGUCUUUCAGAUACCAUGUAGACAUGUGAGUGGGCUUCAUUCAGCCAUGGGGCUUCCAGUUUGUGACUUUUUGGAGUAGAGCUAUCAUUCUCCAAGUGUAGUGCUUUGUAACAUCAGCAUCACUUGAGAACUUAUUAGAAAUUCCAUUUGAAUCAGAAAUUUUUGAGGAUGGCGUCCUGCAGUCUUUUGUAAUAGGCCCUCUUAUGGAUUCUAAUGCUGGUUAAAAUUUGAGUCAAUGAGAUAAGUUUUAUGUAUUUUUAAAAACAGUAUUGGGGGUUAAAUCCAGUAAUUUUUUCAGAGUUAGUCUUGUUUGAUUUUGAUUUGCAAAAGUUUAAAUGUAUUUUAAAGACAUGUUUAAAUAUCUGAGCUACAUCUCUAACCCCCGCCCCCUUUUUUUUUGAGAUAGGAUCUCACUAAAUAGCCUAAGGCUAGCCUGGAACUCUCAAUUCUCCUGUCUUCAGCUUCCUGAGUUGAGGUGCCUCACUGCACCUGGCUUGAAAUAAGAGUAUUUUACAGCCUAACUUGGUGCCUAAAUCAUGUUAGACUCUCAAAAAAAAGUUUUGUGGAAAAGCAGAAUGGGUUGAAGUAAGCAAAGGGAUAUCAAUUUGGAUGUUGGUUGGUGCCAGAUAAUGGAUUAAAUAAAAUGCUAUUUUAAGGAGUCAGACUUAACUGAAUAUACAAUGGGAAGCCACUGCAAAUGUUUGAUUAGGGGGACAAUAUACUAGAGCUGUAAUUUAGGAAGAGAGUAUAGUAGCAUUUAGUAGUAGGCAUUGUAGUGAGAGAAAACUUAAUUGGAAAUUUAGGUUGUGGCUAUAGAAACAAAAAAUAAACUCUUGUGGGUACUAUUUUAGCUUAUUGAUUACUUAAUUUCAUUAGAUGAAUUAAAAAACUUUUUAUACCUUGUAUUAGAGUUAAGCUUUUUAUUAUAGAAAUGUCUUGGGUAUAAAUCAUAUUCAUUUGACAAUUUUAUCUUCUCUAUUUCAUCUGUGCUAUGACUUUCCUUUGAGUGUCACGAGUCCUCUAAUUUGAGGUAGUAUUUUUAUAAUUCUAGUAAAUACUUCUUUAGACAGUUUUACUUUUUGAAAUUACAAUGCAAAUUAUUUAUAUGAUAUUUAAUCACAUAUUCAGCAUGCUAUCACUUGAAAUUGAUGAGUGUUAAAGUAUUGACUUCAUACAACAAAAUCAAUUUAACAAAAUGUGUUUUGUGGAAUGUUAAUUCUCUGAGAUGUUCCUAGAAUAUUUUUCUGUUCAAAAAGUACAACAUACCUCUUUUGGUAGUUUGGUUCUAAAGUCAUUGUACAAGGUAAAAAAAAAAUCAUGUAUAUACAAAAUGGUAUGUAAUUAUAUUGCCUUUGAAAAUUCCUUUAUUGCCCAUCAAAUGGCAUAAUCUGGUAAUUGUAUUUUUCUCCAGAAUUAUACAAAACUUGGUUGUUUCAAGGGACACAAUUCAUUAGCAUUUAGGGCUGUGCAGAUUAAGAAACUUUAUUUUUAUGUAUUUUUAAAUAUCAGAAUUACAUUCAUUGGAGUAAGUAUACUAAAGUAAUUUUUUCUGAGUCAAUCUUGUUUGAUUUUGAUUUGCAAAAGUUUAAAUGUAUGUAAUUUUCCAUUUUCUAACCACUUCCUCCAUACACACCAUGAUUACCAUAGUGUAGUUUAUAAGAAUUUCUGAAUAAAGAAAAUUGCUCGUUUCACCACAGAACAUUUUUUUGGAGGUUGUUUAUUAUCUUUUAAAGUAUCUUAGGGAAAUUAUGAGUUAACCAUUUUUUUUUUGAUAUUGAGAUAUUUUGAGUUUGGGGACUAUUUACCAACUUCCAUUAGCAGUUUUUUUUUUUGAGGACAGUAUCACUAAUGGGAGGAAGAAAUUCUGCUAGUACCAGUGGUGUAUACAUGGAACCUUCCAGACAUCCUACGUAUGGAAUUUUAUCUAUAACAUAUAGUACUGGGAAAAUAUAGAGAAGAGUGAAUUUAUUUUGAUUUUAGAUUUGAUUCUGUAGAAGUAUUUUAAAUUUGAAAAUUAAAUUGAAAGUUUAUUUCAUUCAAUGUAUUAAUCUAGGUAGUGGAUAGGUUAUUUUUGCCAGCUUUCUGUCUUCCUUUUUAUCCAUAUGAGCUUAAAUGGAUAUGUUGUCAUUAUUAUAACUUAUGAUUUUCUAAACUAGAUAUGAUUUAUAAUAAGAAAAAGCUUAAUUUUAUAAGAAAAGCUUAAUUUUCUCAUUUCUAAUAAAUGCCAGGUUUCUUGAAAUAUUAAAAUUUUUCAUUUUGUGUAAUGAAACAACUUGGUAUUUCACUUUUGAAAGAGUUGAUCUUCCCUUUUCCAUCUUUUUGUGAUAAUGUUUAAAAUAUGAAUAUUUUCCAUGUGCCUUCUUUUAGAAUAAUCUGGUAAUUGUAUUUUUCUCCAGAAUUGUCCAAACUUGGUUUCAAGUGACACAAUUCCUUAGCAUUUAGGGCUGUGCAGAUUAAGAAACUUUAUUUUUGUGUAUUUUUAAAUACCAGAAUUACAUUCAUUGUAAUAAGUAUACUAAAGUAAUUUUUUUCUGAGUCAGUCUUGGUUGAUUUUGAUUUGCAAAAGUUUAAGUGUAUUUUAAAGACAUGUUUAAAUAUCUUAGAGUGCAAUAAAUUAUAUUUAAUAUAUACCACUGAUGAUGGUGGUUAAGCAAAUGAUUUAUUAAUACAUAUUCUUUUAAUUACAAUUAAUACAUUAUAUUGAUUUGUAUUUUUUUAUUACCGCCCCCCCAAAAGAAUUCAAUACAAUAGAGUUGAAAUUUUUUGAUGAGGUAUAAUUGAAAUAAAUUUAUUUAGAUGAUUAUAUAAUACCAAAUGUACCUAUCUAAAUAUUAUAUUUUUUCAAAUAUUAAGACCCACAAAUUCUCAAAAUCAAAAUUUGAUAGUGAAGGUUGUGGUUGUAGCUCAGUGGUAGCAGUUGCCUAGCAAGAGUGAGGCACUGCUUUUAUUCCUCAGCACCACAUAAACAAAAAUAAAAAAUAAAGAUUAAAAUCUUU
Molecule: messenger RNA, 6765 nt
Organism: Ictidomys tridecemlineatus (thirteen-lined ground squirrel)
Lineage: Eukaryota; Metazoa; Chordata; Mammalia; Rodentia; Sciuridae
Source: RefSeq, a predicted model, not a curated record